Lynx canadensis (Canada lynx) is the source of this 2487-nucleotide messenger RNA. RefSeq names its product baculoviral IAP repeat containing 5 (gene BIRC5). NCBI's taxonomy places the organism in Eukaryota, Metazoa, Chordata, Mammalia, Carnivora, Felidae. The coding region runs from base 77 to 505 and encodes 142 amino acids. The transcript is spliced from 4 exons. The record is from RefSeq and is a predicted model, not a curated record.
GUUCCCGACAUGCCCCGCGACGGCCGCCAACCUCCGGAUUUGAAUCGAGUCAGCGCUCGGCGGUUGCGGUGUCGGGAUGGGCGCUUCGUCGUUGCCCCCGGCCUGGCAGCUCUACCUCAAGGACCACCGCAUCUCUACGUUCAAGAACUGGCCGUUCUUGGAGGGCUGCGCCUGCACCCCGGAGCGGAUGGCCGAGGCCGGCUUCAUCCACUGUCCCACUGAGAACGAGCCCGAUUUGGCUCAGUGUUUCUUCUGCUUCAAGGAGCUGGAAGGCUGGGAGCCAGACGAUGACCCCAUAGAGGAACAUAAGAAGCAUUCAUCUGGUUGUGCCUUUCUUUCUGUCAAGAAGCAGUUUGAAGAAUUAACCCUCAGUGAAUUUUUGAAACUGGACAAAGAGAGAGCCAAGAACAAAAUUGCAAAGGAAACCAACCAUAAACAGAAAGAAUUUGAAGAGACUGCAAAGAGAGUGCGCUGUGCCAUUGAGCAGCUGGCGGCCCUGGAGUGACCCCCGGCCACCACGCUGGGCCCGGAGCGGAGCGCGGCUGCCCACGCACGCGCCCCAGAGUGACCGGCUCUUCUGGGGCCCUUUCACCGCGCCUUAGGAAAGGACGUCCACGUUUUGAAAUUAGAAUAUUUAAGCUAUGCUUUUGUUUUUUUCUUGCAAGUGGUGCCGGGGGCUCCUCUUUGCGCAGCCGGUGCUGCUGAGCACAGUAACUGAGUCUCUCUCUCUCUUUUUUCUUCGGUAGUUUCUGGGCCGUUGGUUCCUGGACUUUCCAGGGUGACCAGGUGAAAAGAGUGUUCUCGUGGGCAGAGCCCUUUCACAGGGAAACAUCUGGGCUUCAGGCUGACUAGCUGUGGAGCCUGACAUUCGAUGCCUGAAUGCUACUGUGGGUCUGCUGUGACUGGACAAACAGAGAGUGAAGGAGACCAUUUUAGAUGUUAUUUGUGUAAUAAUCUAAGUUUCUAGCGCGCGUGUCUCGUGUGGUCAGCACCCCGUGUCACCUCACCUGGAUGUGACAAGUCGUGCGGCCAUCCUUUUCCCCCGUCAGGUCUGUGGUACUGCACGGGCCUCCCUUACUCCAGAGCGGAUUAUACAAAAGCCCACCCCUGCCAAAGCUCUGAAGGUGCCGUGUGUGGGAAGGGGCUUCCUCGCCUGUCUCGUCACUUUGUGAUCUUCAAGUUCAUACCGGGGGAGCUGGUGGAAUUCAACCCCAGACUGCCUCGGGCCUCGAGGUGUGACAGAAGCCCAGACGGCAGGAGUGCGGUGGGGGAGGGCAGAGGUCUUGACAGUGAAGCCAAGAUAUCUCUUCACCUCCAGUGGGCACCACAGGCACACCACAAGGUUGUGACAUUUCUCUAAAACGGGUGAGGAAGAGGUCCUUAAUGCGAGACAGUGCGUUUUCUAGAGGCCUGGCUCCCUGCUCUGGAGGAGCCGUCACACGGCUGGGGACAGGCAGGGUGGGACGAGAAACCCGUGGAAGGAGUUUCCUGGUCUUUCUGUUCCCGGGCCUCUGCAAACAGCUGCUUCCUGUUCGUGACGUGGCUCAGGUGGCUGACAGGGCACCUGUGUCUUUCUAAUGUGAACCCUCCUCAAGGAAGGCAGUGGAGUCGAUGGACCCAAAAGGUGGAUCGGGACUCUCUUUGGGGGGAAACUUGUUUUUAUAGGGAACUUGUUUAUAUUGUUUGCAAUCUUUUACAAGAGCAUCAAUUGCGUGAUGUCCAAGUUGGAGCAGUGGUGACGAGCAUGGCAGUUGGGGUGCUCCCUCGGGCCCCGGCCACAGUGCCCUCGCACAGGCUGCCCUCCGGGGGGUCCGGUCCCUGCACUUGUUGAACCCGAGCUGUGGUUUCUUCAUCUAACAUGGCGUCGUGAAACCUGUGCUGCCUCGGCUGGCUUUCUCGUGUCACGAUGUCUGUGUGAGACACACCCUCAGCUUCUAAGGUUCUGCAAUGUCCUUUUCUUACUUUGUUUGAAUUAUUACUUCACAGAACAUCACAAACUACAGUUAAGUGAGCACAAAGCCAUCCCAAGUCAUUGGGCAAACAGGGUGACCCUUAGGUGGAUUUGGAGACAGAGCAAGGUAGCAGGAAGUGGGUAGCAGAAAUUGUCAUUUAUGAAAUUGCUUCGCCACUAGACAGCCCGACUGAGUCGUCAGCCGCACGCCGGUUCUCCCUCCCUGAGCACAGUGCAGUGGCUCAGGAACUCGCCUCAGACGUGUGGGGACUCGGUGGCCACUGCGGGUGAUCCGUCGGCCUGGUUGGCCGAGUCUCCGUUGCCGCUUCUCGCUCCCGCACACCCGUGUCCCGUCCACGUCGUCGUCUCCACACCGGUUCUCCCUGCUGUCCUCCCAGAGGCUCACACAGCAGUCACGGUGACAGAUUUUGUUUCUCCCUCCGUGAAAUCGAGCUGCAGGGUGGAUUGUUUCGGCCCGGUUGGAGGUCAUCCCGCCAUUUCUGAAAAAUAAAAACUACUUCAUUUCAAACACUUCA